UUCAUGAUGUACAUUUCAUUGAAUAGUCACUUAAAUUAGUUUUCAGAAUUGAAACUCUCAUUAGAAUGAAAACUAUUUCCGAAAAUAUUACUUGUAUUACAUGAAUAUACCGUUUCAUUGACCAAGCUAAUCAGGAAAAUGACGUCAUUUUUGACGUCAGAAGGCUAAAGUCUGCACUGAAGAUGGCGACAAACUUAGGAGAGGUUAAUGGUUGUACUGAGUCUGAUAUUGGAGAUUCGAGAAAAAGGACAUUGGACACUGAAUUAGAUAUUGGGUCUACCAAACGAUCACAUCAUGUCAAUGGAACUUAUCAUUUUAAGAUUCUGGUGCCCUCUGUGGCUGCUGGGGCUAUCAUUGGUAAAGGUGGUGAAACAGUUGCUCAAUUACAGAAAAAGACUGGUACUCGGAUAAAAAUGUCUAAAGCCAAUGAUUAUUAUCCAGGAACAACAGAAAGAGUAUGUCUUGUUACAGGUAGUGUAGAUGGAAUUUUUCAAGUUCACGAGUUCAUAAUGGAAAAGAUCAGAGAAAAACCUGAUCCUAAUGCUAAAAUGGCCAUUGAUUUUGAUCACAAGCAACCUGCAGAACGAGAAAAGCAGGUAAAAAUAUUAGUUCCCAAUAGCACUGCUGGGAUGAUCAUUGGAAAAGGUGGAAGUUACAUUAAGCAGAUUAAAGAAGAAAGUGGUGCAUAUGUGCAAGUAUCACAGAAAGCUCGAGAUCAUGCAUUAGCUGAACGGUGUAUUACAGUCAUAGGGGAAGUAGAAAAUAACAAAAAAGCGUGUGAAAUGAUUUUGGCUAAGAUUAUUGAAGAUCCUCAGAGUGGUAGUUGCUUAAACGUUAGUUAUGCAGAAACAUCUGGACCUGUGGCAAAUUUUAAUCCUACUGGUUCUCCUUUUGCUGCUGCUAGUAAUAUUCAAGGAAGCAGUGGAGUAAGUGCGAGCAACACAAGCUACAGCUCCAAUUGCAGUCUCAAUAGUCUAAGUCCAACUAUUAACAACAACUUUGGGAGCCCCCAAGGAGCAGGCAAUCCGACUGGAGUGGUGCAGUUUUCAGCCGGUAUGGGAAUGAGCAUUGGUGCUUCAGGUAGCAUUGCUCAACUAAUUGAAAAUAUCAAAGCAAUGCUUGGUGGGAAUGGAUACUCAGACCAGGCUACUGCAGAGAUCACAGCAGCGAUGCAUACACUAGCAAGUUAUGGAGUGCUAGGAUUGGGACUCAGUUUGGGAAGUAUGUUAAAUAACAUGGGUGGAGCACCAAUGAUGAACAGCAUGGGAAUUAGUACGUCUGCCUCUAAUAGUUGUGCUGCACUUCCACCAAGUGGUUUAGCCAAUCAAGGAAUGUUUACCUCAGGCACAGCAAUUUCUGCCAUGGAUGGUUCCUGCCCCGUAAGUGCUGCCUCUACUGCAUCCAUGGGUGGAACAUCCAACAUGUUUGGUACACUUAGUGGUAACAUAGGGAAUGGCAUAUCAGGAUUAGGACUUGGUCCAAAUUUCUCCUCACCCACAGUCAGUAAAUCAGGUGAAAGAUAUCUUUUUCAAGCAGACCAGGCAGUUUAUGAUCCCUUUCGAAGAAAUUCACCUGCCUUGGGAUCUCCAGGAGUGCCUAAUUUACCCAUCAAUAACAAUUCCUUUGGUCUUGGGACAAGCUUCAGCCCUGGUUCCUCAUUUCUCCAGAAAAGCUCCACUCCCAAUGAUCGUCAAGUAGGAUUUGAAUCAAGUAAGCUAGAAAUUGAAGUAGGUGAAAAUAUUGUAGGUGCCGUUCUAGGUCCUGGAGGAAAGUCUCUGGUUGAAAUACAAAGAUUUAGUGGUGCAAAUAUUCAGAUUUCUAAGAAAGGAAUUUUUGCACCUGGAACUCGUAAUCGAAUUGUGACAAUAACAGGAUCCCCUAAUUCUGUUAGCACUGCACAAUAUCUCAUUGAGCAGCAGAUUACUGACGAAGAAGCUAAGAGAGCUCGGCAAAAUUCCAUGGGGCCUCUCCAUUGAUAUAUUCAGUCAAUUUCGUCCAUCAAUCCUCCCCUCUUCUCCUAUGUCGUAAGUCUGUGGCUGCAUUCACUAAUAUGACUUUUCAGUGAUCUGGCUCAUCAGGGUUGUUGCAAGAUUUCCAACACAUUCACAUUAUUCCUCACAAUGCUUCCCCAAAAGAGACAUGCUAAUUAAGUUGCUGUUAAUUACAUAUAUAUAUUAGAGUUUUUUAUCAUUGAAAAUGUAAUAUAUGUAGCAUUUACUAUCUUGUUCUUGCCACCACCACCCCUCCAUCCUCCCAUGUGGAAAUUACAUCCAGUUUGGUUACUUUGUUGGUAUUUUGAUGUUUGAUCAUGUUAUAAUCCAUUAUCUACAUAGAUUAAGAGAGUGUGGUUAAUUCUCACUAUUAGUAAGUGUUAUAUUGCUGUUGUUUGACAUUGUUCACUAUUAAUUCACAACACAGCAGCAGCAUUUAAGAUUUUCAAGAUACGUGUAUACAACUAAACUGAUACUCUCUGUGUUGUUUUCAUUCCUGUUGUUGUUAAAGGUUUGUAUACUGUUAUUGUUGAAUGUUCCUGAGCAAUAGUACAGCUCACCUUAGAGUUUAUUGACCACAGCAAAUCAUAGCAUAGUGCUCAUUGAUAAACAUCAAGAAGAAAAGAGUUCUGUGUGCUUUUUUUAAAUACACGUGUAAAACAUUUAUAUUAAAAGGAUGCUCUUUCGAGAUUUUGGAACACAGAGAAUGUUUAUUAUUAGUGUGUUUACAUAACUAAUUUUUCAGUAAACACAUUAUGAAAGAAUUUGCUAUUUAAUUUGCAUAAGGAAAGAACUUAGUUUUUUUCUA
Limulus polyphemus (Atlantic horseshoe crab) is the source of this 2799-nucleotide messenger RNA. RefSeq names its product RNA-binding protein Nova-1-like. Gene Ontology annotation, molecular function: mRNA binding. The transcript has 4 exons. The record is from RefSeq and is a predicted model, not a curated record. Bases 183 to 1976 code for a protein of 597 amino acids. NCBI's taxonomy places the organism in Eukaryota, Metazoa, Arthropoda, Merostomata, Xiphosura, Limulidae. Gene Ontology annotation, cellular component: cytoplasm; nucleus. Gene Ontology annotation, biological process: regulation of alternative mRNA splicing, via spliceosome; mRNA splicing, via spliceosome.